UAUUCUCUUCUUUUUUUUACCCCAGCGCUCCAUCUACAGUGUGGGAAACCAAGUCGUUUCUCCGGACUUGGGCCGUGUGGGUUAAAGGGAGGCGUGGAUAGGAAAAGCGGGACAGACGGACUGACUGACACAGUCUAGCUAAUCGCGCAGCUAAAUGCGAUUUGGAAGGCAAGGUCUCCCCGAAUUAGUGCAUGAAUUUCCUAUCGAUCCGCCCGCGGUUCCAUUCAUCUCUGACAAGUCCCCCUGCGCACCCGCCCUCUAGCUCUGGACGCCUCCUCUCUCACCCCUACCCCUCCCCAUCCGGCUGCAGAGAAAAGCCCCAAGCUCUGUGUUCUGGCCCUGUACGGGUUCCCCUUUCGAGAAGUAGCCCCCAGCCCGCCAAUGACUUAAAUCCCUAUACAGACUCAGGGUGCAAGGGCUCCCUCCCGCCGUGGGGAGGAGAUAGGGGCCUGUAAAAGGUAGAGAAUGCUGGGCAGAGGUGAGGCAGAACAGGAGGGGCUACACUGGAUGCCCCAACUUCUUAAGGGAUCUAGGGUUUGCGCUCUGCCUAGCGCCCCAACAGGCCCUCCAGUCGCAACCUGCGCGCGCUCUCUCUCUCAAUCUCUUUGAUCCCGGAGACAGCGAGGCAAGGAGGGAGUCGCCCCGCAGGAGCCCUAUGUAAAUCCUGCUGUUGGGUGGGUGGGUGGGGAGGGGGAAGAGAAGAAGGGGAAAUAAACCUCUUUGGCUGGAGUAGGGUCCGGGUGAGCAGAUUUCCUUAUCCGGGAAUCGCAGGCGGGGCGGCCAUUGGCUCGGAGGAUCACGUGGGCGCCUAACUUUGUUCACUUGACAGUAAGUAGGAGGGCUUUCGGAAACAGGAAAACGAGUCAGGGGUCGGAAUAAAUUUUAGUAUAUUUUGUGGGCAAUUCCCAGAAAUUAAUGGCUAUGAGUUCUUUUUUGAUCAACUCAAACUAUGUCGACCCCAAGUUCCCUCCGUGCGAGGAAUAUUCACAGAACGAUUACCUACCCAGCGACCACUCGCCCGGGUACUACGCCGGCGGCCAGAGGCGAGAGAGCAGCUUCCAGCCGGAGGCGGGCUUCGGGAGGCGCGCGGCGUGCACCGUGCAGCGCUACGCGGCCUGCCGGGACCCUGGGCCCCCGCGGCCUCCGCCACCGCCCCCGCCGCCCCCGCCACCGCCCGGGCUGUCCCCUCGGGCUCCUGCGCCGCCACCCGCCGCGGCCCUCCUCCCGGAGCCCGGCCAGCGCUGCGAGGCGGUCAGCAGCAGCCCCCCGCCGCCUCCCUGCGCCCAGAACCCCCUGCACCCCAGCCCGUCCCACUCCGCGUGCAAAGAGCCCGUCGUCUAUCCCUGGAUGCGCAAAGUUCACGUGAGCACGGUAAACCCCAAUUACGCAGGCGGGGAGCCCAAGCGCUCUCGGACCGCCUAUACUCGCCAGCAGGUCUUGGAGCUGGAGAAGGAAUUUCACUACAACCGCUACCUGACGCGGCGCCGGAGGGUGGAGAUCGCCCACGCGCUCUGCCUCUCCGAGCGCCAGAUCAAGAUCUGGUUCCAGAACCGGCGCAUGAAGUGGAAAAAAGACCACAAGUUGCCCAACACCAAGAUCCGCUCGGGUGGCGCGGCAAGCUCAGCCGGAGGGCCCCCUGGCCGGCCCAAUUGAGGCCUUCCCCCACCCCCGCGCUCUGGUGCCCCCCACCCACGCAGGAGCCACGAACCUCAGGAUGGGGGUGGGCAGCGAGCGCGGGGGAUGGGGUGGGGGGAUGGGAGGGGGCCCGGGGCCUGGGCCCCGGAAAAACCUAUCUGCCCUCCCCUCCUUUAUAUGCGAAUAAACGCAGAAGAGGGGGAGGGGAAGCUUUAUUUAUAGAAAUGACAAUAGAGGGCCAUAGGGAGCCCCCCCAGAAGCAAGAUUCAAAUCUCUUGCUUUCUUCCUAAAAAAAAAAAAAAGAAAGAAAGAAAAUAAAAAGAAAAAGCAAGAAGGAAGAAAGAAAAAGACAGAAAGAGGAAUAGGAGGAGGCCGCAGCUCCUCGUUUUCAGCUUUGGCGAAGAUGGAUCCGCGUUUCAUCUUUAAUCACGCCAGGCACAGGCCCAUCUGUCUUGUUUACUCUGCCGAGGAGAGGACGGGCCUCGGUGUCGACCAUUACCUCGACACCCGCUAACAAAUGAGGCCCGGCUCGGCCGCCUCCGCCUCUGCUGCUGCCGCUGCUGGAAGACAGCCUGGAUUUCCUUUCUUUGUCCCCUACUCCCGAUACCCAGCGAAAGCACCCCUGACUGGCAGAUAGUGCACUGUUUUGGCCACGGUAACAAACACACACACGCUCCCUCAUCCUCUGUGCCUCUUCACGGAGGGACAAAAUGACUGUUCACCCACUUCCACGUGGGAUUGGGGGUGGGGAACAGAGGAAGGGAACAAGUAGGGGAGGGGGUGGCCUUGACAACUCAGGAGUGAGCAGGAAAAUUGAGUCCAAGGAGAAAAAGAGAGACUCGCAGACCCGAGAGGCCCUUCCUCUGGAAGGCCAAGCCAAGCCAUACCUGGCAGGGUGAGGGGCCAGUUGAGUUCUGGGAGCUGGACCUGACUCUGCCAGUCCAGAGUUGUACAGCAGAGGCCUGUCUCCUAGACUGAAAAGGAAUGUGAAACUAGGAAAUACAAUGUGCCCCUCCCAGUCUGGGAGGAGGAUGUUGCAGA
Molecule: messenger RNA, 2676 nt
Organism: Sapajus apella (tufted capuchin)
Lineage: Eukaryota; Metazoa; Chordata; Mammalia; Primates; Cebidae
Gene: HOXB4
Product: homeobox B4
Exons: 2
Coding region: 916-1653 (245 amino acids)
Biological process (GO): anterior/posterior pattern specification; regulation of transcription by RNA polymerase II; embryonic skeletal system morphogenesis
Cellular component (GO): nucleus
Molecular function (GO): RNA polymerase II cis-regulatory region sequence-specific DNA binding; DNA-binding transcription factor activity, RNA polymerase II-specific
Source: RefSeq, a predicted model, not a curated record